GAGAAACAUUGUAACCAGCUCCGUUCCGGGGUAUCGCGGAGCAUCAUGGCCUUAUCUCGCUUAUUUGGCGCUUUUAACACCUGAAGGUACCCCCGGGAGGCGUGGAGAGCCAUGCCCAGCACCUGCAGAAGGAGAAUAAUGCAGUGCAAAAAGAUCUGAAACGGAAGUCAACUUUGAAUCUCAGUCCAUUGAAUGAUCUCCCCAGGAAGGUGACAGAUCAUGGCAGCUAACUGAAUCUUGGAAGUGUGGUAGCAUUAAGACCUUGAGUGAUAUGGUUUCCACGUUGUUUGUAUACUGAAAAUAUAUAAGAUACAUGAGUAUAUAUAUGUAUGUAUGUAUAUGUGAUAUAUAUAUACGCAUUAAUGAAAAUAUGUUAGAUAUGGUACCUUGAUUGAAUUACAAGUGUAGCAGAGACAAAAAAAAAUGAUAAUGAUGUAUGCCAGGUGUAAGAGAAGAUGAACUCAAUGCACAACAGUUUUGGUGGUUCAGGAGGGUACCCGGGGCCCUACCCUGGGUAUGUGCCACCCCCAACAGCCCUCCCCUACUACAACGGCUACCCAGGCGACCUGACUCAAGUAUCCAGCCCUUAUUAUGGCAAACCAGCCGCCGUCCCUCCAGGGUAUUCCUCAGGCAUGGGCAGCUACUCUGCCCCACCCAUCAACAACUCUUCAAUGUACUACCAGCAGUAUGGGCUUGGGUACCAGUAUGGGUACACAAAGUAUGGCCUGGGGUCAGGGCUGGGCUCCAGUCUGGGUUCAAACCUGGGCUACUCUUCAGAGCUUGCCGGAGCCUCAGGCAUCACGCCUCCCUCCCUGGGGGGGCUGCAGGCUCCCACCACGGACCUUGGCUUAACAGGCUCUAUGUUCUCAAAAGGGAAAUACAAUGGUGGGCAGGGUAGUCCGUCACCACUGACUGCUGCUGGACUGGGUGUGGGCCAUGGGGGAUCAUCUUUAUUAUCACCUGUUACUUCCACGCCUCCAUCCCCAGGACCUCACAACAUCCCAAGUGGACUAGCAGGAACAGGUGCAACUCCAAGCCCCCCAGUCGACAUCAUUGAAUCGAAGAAAGACCUGGACAAAAUGCGAAGAUGUCAGGUGUGCGGGCAAGUGUUUCGUCUGAUGAGUGAAUGUCUCGCCCACAUGAAAUCGGUGCACGCAGUUCAUGAAGCGCCACUCAGUGUGUACAGCUUACAGCACAGCGCUGGAAGUCACCUCACUCAGUCUCUCUCAUCAACAACCUCCUCGGGAGUCCCCUCUGCCCUCAGUUCGAGCCUUGGGCCCCCCAACAGCACCAGAGCAGGUGGAGUGGGUGCUCCUGACAGCCCCCUGAUGGCAUUGGAGCGUAUGGGCUGGGGGGAGAAGCAGAGCCUUUUGCCGUCUCUGCAUGCAUCCCCCUCACCUCUUACUCCAGCUUACACUCCUGCUCCAGCUGUCACUCCUGGGCCUCAACACCCGUCCACCCAGCACCUGUCCAGCCAACACAUGUCUAGCCAACACCCCCCUAGCCAGCACCACCCACAACACCACUCAUCUCAGCACUCGGCUCAACACACCUCCAAUCACCACCCUGCCUCUCAAACCCCCCCAGCACCACACCCCCUGAUGGAGACCAGUCAAGACCACCACAGUGCGCGAACACCAGUUAGUAGCUUAUCCAUGACAUACUCCAUGAGGACAGAUACGCAAGUUUCUCAGGCUCAUAGUAGACAUGCGUAUUCAAGCCCAACAUGCUCAGUGCCAGAGAAUAUUCCAGUGAGUGACACCAGAACUGAGAUAGGAGUAAGUUCAAAUUACAGUAAGCCAAGGAAAACAAGUUCUUAUUCAGUGUCUAGUAUUAUUGGAGAAACAAAAGAAAGGGUGAUUGAACGUGAAAGUAAUGUUGCACAUGAAAUACCUAAUAGUUUGACAGGUCAUAGUCCAACCAGAAGACAGGUGUCCCCAGCAGGAAGAUCAUCUAUGCCAGAUGGGUUUGAGCAGAGAAUAUCACAGCUGAAACAGCAGUCGGCAGAAAACUCUCACUGUUCACGGACUGCAUCUCGGACAGCUGCCGAGGAGUACAGCAUGCCAGAGAGGGAGACCCAGGGGCAGAAGGAGCAAGUAGUGCCAGAUCAGCAUCACAGCCAGCAAGUAGAUGUGCACAAAGGAUUGCAGAUGUCCCAUGGAACACCUGACAGCCAGAAAGAGGACCAAAAGUCCUUGGCAGAUGAGAGGAGAGAUGUUCCUGAGGAUUUGUCACGUCAUGUGCCGUCAUCCCCAACAACUAUCCAUGGAACACUCCCCUCUCUCCACCAUGUUCCAUCAAGGGAAACCUCCCAUGUUCAGGAAGAGAUGAUGUAUGAAAAGACAGAAAAGAAACGCCACCUGAAUUCUCGUAUGGAAGAUGCCAGUGAUUCUACUCGGGUGAAUUCUCCACAGCAGAAAGAGGAUGACAGAACUAACAGUUCCAUAGUAAAUCAACAACCUAGUCCCCAGGAGGUUGCCAAGGAGCCAUUAUCCAUGGAAAAGGCCACUGCAGCUUUGAAGGAGCAGGUGUCACAGAUUGGUAAGAGGUCCUGGAGCCCAGCUCAGUCUCACUAUGUGCAGCAUCAGUUGCCACAGCAACAGCAGACUAGCUAUCAACAGACUAAUCAGCAGCAGCAGCCAGCAUCUGGUGCACAGCAUCAAGUACCACAGCCAAAACACCAGCAAGCCCAACAGUCUCAGCAUCAACAGUCACAGUUAUCACAGCAACAGUCACAGCUGUCCCAACAUCAACAGCCACAGCCUCCACAGCACUUGCAAGGCCAGCAGCAGCAGCAACAGCAGCAGCAACAGCAGCAGCAGCAGCAACAACAGCAGCAGCAGCAGCAACAACAGCAGCAGCAGCAGCAGCAACAGCAGCAGCAACAGCAGCAGCAACAGCAGCAGCAGCAGCAGCAAGGGCAGCAGGUUCACCAUCAUCAAGGGCAGCAGUCCCAGCAGAACUCCCAGCAGCCACAGCAGUCCCAGCAUCAAGCACAACAGACUCAGCAGCCCCCACAACUUUCCCAGUCACAGCAACAACCUCCACAAAUCUCCCAAUCCCAACAGACCCAGCAGCUAUCACAGCCACAGCAGCAGUCACAGCUGACACAGGCACAGCAGCCCCCACAGAUUCAAGCUCAACACCCACCACAGCUGUCCCAGGCUCAGCAGGCCCCGAAGCCACAGCCGCCCCCAUCACAGCAGCCGCAGCAGCACCACCACCCACAGCAGCAGAGGCAGCCCCAACAGCCUGGCUACUCCAGCUGGUCAGGCGGCGUGGGCUCAGGAUACUCAGGUCAAGGCACUCAGUACCCGUAUGGAUAUUCUCAGGGUAGUAAUAGUCAGUCUUCUGCAGGCGGUCAGCACCCCCAGUCUCCCAUGGCAGCUCACAAGUCCUCCAGCUACCACCCCAUGCCAAAUAACUAUGCAUCUCCAUAUGGAGCAUCGCCAGGCUCAGGCUAUCCUCCUGAGCUGGCUGGCCGGGGCCCCCCAGGUCAGCAAGGAUAUCCAGCUGCCCACUGGUAUGCUGCAGCUGGUGCUGGCCGCAUGGACUCUAAGUCAGGCUGGAAUAUCUGGGGUGGCCAGGGCCACCAGCCUGCUGGCUUCCCACAGUCAUAUGCUCCAUACCCAUACCCAACUGCAGGCCAGCAGCAACAGCAAAAGUCACAGCUUUCACAGCAGCAGCCACAGCAACAACAUUCCCAGCCACAGAAACAGUCACAGCCAGCACAGCCUCAGCUGCCACAGCCAUCACAGUCUCUGCAGGCACAAUCACAGCAAAUGCUGCAGUCUCAGAUCAUGCAGUCUCAGCCGCAGCCCCCAAUACAAACGCAACACCAACCCCCUCAGCCUCAGGGUGGGCCUCCCCAGGCCCUCCAGACACAGGGGCCUCAGCCCCCUCAGCCCCCUCAGCCCAAAACUCCACGCCCAAAAACACCACAGUCACAGCCACAACCACAAACUGUGCCUCCACACACACCUCAGCAACAGCCACAUACCCCACAGGCACAGCAGCCUCAUACCCCUCAGCAACCCCCACACACCCCACAGCAACCCCCACACACUCCUCAGCCACCUCCACAAACACCACAGCAACAGCCACCACAGAUGCAGCCACCACAAGCACAGCCACCCUCCCACUCACAGCCACAACAACCACCGCAACCACAACAGCCACAACAACCACCGCAACAGCCACAGCAACCACAGCAACUACCACAACAGCAACAGGCCCACAAGCAACAGCCAGAACCACAACUCCAGAUGCAGCAGGAAGUGCCACCCCAGUCAAUGGCAGCAACACCUGAGCCCCAGGCAGGAGAGGGGUCACAGGAGGCUCUGGCCUCCAGACAAUCAGAGCAAGAUCUGGAGGAAGCUCUUGAGCAAGAACCUGCAGAGAAUGAGGAAGAGGAGCAGCUUGGGCAUUAUCCGCCUGCCGAACGGGCAAAUGCAGAGGAUCCUGAUUUCCAGAAGGAAAAACUUGCUGCUGUAGACAAUCACAUGGAUUACCAAAGCAAGUCAAAGGGAACUGCUCGGCCCCCAACAAAUUCAGUCCCAAAGAAACCUGUGUAUAAGAUUGGACCCAAGAGCAAAACAUUGGCAGCUAAACAAUACAGCCAAAUUGAUGAUCUAGAUGACUACAAGUGCACUAUAACAGUCCAUGAAAAUGGGUCUGUUAAUGGCUAUGGGGUCCUGCCCACUCAUCCCUCAGCAGUGAAAGGUAACUCUCAGUCCUGCGAUUCCUCAGAUAGUGAAAUAAAUAGUGAAGAUGGAUCUCCAACCUUUGUUCAGCUUAGACCAGCAAAACGACGCCGUAAAAGUCAAAGCCGGGAGGGAAUCUUCAUAGGUCCUAAGCGUGUCAAACAGGCUAGGCUCGUGAGAGAGCGGCAGGAGCGCCGGCACCGCCACCUGCAGGAACAACUGCGUCAGACCGAGCUGGAGGAACAAAUCCAAGCAAUAAGAGCUGAGAAGUCGAGUGAGGAGGAUGGACCGCUUGGCAACAUGUUAGUCAAAUCCUCCAUCAUCUUGGCAGACUCACAGAUGGAGGAACAGGACAAUGUAGAGCAGUGCAUUGCCACCAUCAAGGCGCAGCAGAUGGCCGUCAACUCAUCUGAAUCAGGCAAUGAGCCUGACAGUGGGGACAAACUUUCAUCAUCCUCGGGGCAGGUGGUGGGUAAAAAAGCAAAGAAAUCACAUACCAGUAAAGUGUUCCAUAAUGAGAACUCAGUGAUCAUAAAAACGCUUCCACGACCUGUGUCAACUCGUAAGUUAAGAGCCAAGGAUUUUAAGUGGAGCCAUUAUAUUAAGUCUAUGAGGUACUGGUGUAGUGACUGUGCUCAUGGCUUUAAAAACCAGAAGGAAGUGGCAUUGCAUUCCGAAGACCGGUGCAAAUGGAACUGUCUCUACAUGCUUGAGUGUUACGUCAUUGUGAAGGAUGUCCAAGCUCACCCUCAGUAUGGACCAAAGGUCCAGGAGCUACUAGAGGAGUACCAGGUGGACGGCCAGCACAAGUGCAAGACCUGCGGGGAGAUCAUUGCGCGCAAGGCUGACUUCCUGGUGCACGUGGACACCCACAAAGACUUCAUGCCGUGGGAGUGCACCAUAUGCGGCUCGCGCUUCAAGAUCCGAGGCUCUCUCAAGGAGCACCUGCGUUAUACUCACAUGAAGGGCCGCGUGCCCUGCCUCAAGUGCAAUAAAGUGUUCCCAACCUCCACUCUACUCAGACAGCAUGUUAAGGUAAUCCAUUCCCACAGUAUCAAAGAGUCAUCCCAAAAGCUAGGCUUGGCUAAGGUGCAUACUCAACACUACAAGUACAAAACCACAAAGAACCGUGAUGAGGAGCUGAAGGCGGCCAUGGAGGCGACUGCAGGGGCCAUUGACACCAGUGCAGAGGUGGUGGAGGACGAAGCAGAGAAGCUCUCAGACGAGGCCAACGAGUACAGGAACUGGUGUAAGCUCAUGGAGAUCAAUGCGAUGAAGAACAUUGGUGCCAGUACAACAAAUGCCCCGCCGGAGGAGAAGAAGAAGGCCGGCAACAGCAGUUAGUGUCUGUUGUGAGAGGUAGUGAGUGACUGGGCUUUGCAGGGGGGCGAUGGAAGGACGCCCAUCCCCGACUGUGCUCGGUUUGGUAAUGCUGACGCACCCUGGCUCAUUUACCCUCAGGAAGGUGCAGUUUUUGUGUUCAGUGGGAGGGAAAAAGACGUUCAUCCUGUGUGCGCACAGGUUCCCUUCGGCACCAAGGCACUUGUGUGAAGAUGUGAAAGGAGAGAGUUAAAGAGAGGAAAGGAGUGAGUUGAGAUGCACCUUGGCAAAGGUAUCGUAAAAAGUGAUGUAGAGAAGUCUUCUGAUGUAGAUUAUUUAUUCUUGAUCUGUUGGAAAAUGGAAGAGCAAUAAUAAUAUUAGUACUAACAGGGCAGUUGUGUUUGAAAUUCUAGCUUGAGUGUGGAAGAAAGUUUGUUAGUCAUUAGAAAAAUCUGGAAUUAUGAAGGAAAAGAACCUCAUAAAUAUUUGAUAUCAAGAUUACGGUGGUGCAAUAGAUCUCAGUAGUGAGAGUGAAGUCUUCACUGUCUGUAUUUGGUGCAGCAGAGACAGCAGAUGUAUCCAUAAAUGAUAUGAUAAUAUUAUAGACGGACAAGUCUGCUAGCUUACCUCCGAGUGCCAUAGAACUGUGAUUUUGGUGCGAUACUCAGUUCUGAAUGGUGUGUGAGUCCCAAGUGGACUUUAAAAAAAAAACUGAUAUUCAAUGCAGGGCAGAUGUUAUGUAUGGCACAGGAAUCUGGACAGUGUCCACCAUGCUGGUCUCCAAGACAAAUGUAUGGGUGAUUUCAUGUUUAUAGCAGCUUCAUAUCACAUGUUUGUACAUAAUGACAGUGUGUGAGUAGUUUAUGUAAGUACGUGACCACCAGUGUUGUGCUUUGUUUGUGUAAUUAUAGAUAUUAAAGUUUUUGAAGAUAGGGAAUCUUAACUUAGGUUUUUAUUUGUACUUAUGAUUGUUUUCUACUACCACUACUACUUCUCCUACAUGAUUUGUGGUUUAUAGGCUAUUUUUUGUCAGAAAUAGUUGUGAACAUGAAAGCAUUUACAAUUAUGCAGGUUUUCUGUAUCUGCAUAUGGCAUUUAUAAACUGCAGGUAAUUUGCUUUUAGAUAUGUUGCCUAAGCUUUUAGCUUGUCUUAUCUAAUCUAGGAACAAGUGUACAGGUGCAAUGUAAGUAUCUUGGUGCUGCUUUUUGGCUGCUGUUGGUUACAGAGUAAACAGGGUGACUUUUGUUAGGAGUUAAAUGUUGUUCAAGUUACUUUUUAUUGGUACUCUAUUUUUAAAGUAUUUAUUUGCUUAGCUGACAGUUAAAAGUCGUUGCUUCCUAAGGUGUGGUGAAUGGCCUGGUGUGUGUGCGAGGAUUGUGAUACAUGUGAUGGCAUAAUUCAGUUCAGGAUGUUUUUGUUUUGUUUUGCAAAUGAUACCUUUUUUGUAUUUCGGUUACAAAGCUCUAAUGAUCUGUUAUAUUGUUAAAACUUACAGUAAACAUAUGCAUAUGAUGGUACUGAAAGGAAUAAAUUGGAGGAAGAUCAAAGUCAACGCAUUGUUGGAUCAGGAUCUUUUUUAUUUUCUAUUGGGUGUUGGUUUCCAUUUCAAUUUAAGUUUUACUAACAUGUGCAUGUAUGUGUUGUAGAGUUGUUUAUACUUAUUGCUAAAUCUUGUGUCUUGUGUUGCGAAUCUUCCUCAUUUUGAAGCAAAAUCAUCAUUGUGGCAACUACUUACCUGUUAAUUUGGUCAUAGCUGUUAGUGUCAGCAUAUAUAUGCAGGAGGUGGGGAAGAGGUUCCACUUUUUGUACUUUGGUGCUAUUUAAGUUGCUGUUUUACAGAGGUUGUGGUCUGAUAGGGAAAAGUUUCCUUUUCUUGUCUGUUCAGUGAUAAAAUUCUUCAGUAAAGUUCAAUUUCUUUUUAUUUCUUUAAUAUGACAGGGAUCAAAUGUAUUUAUUACAUAUGAUAAGAAAUCUAAAAAGGUUUGUAUGAUUAAUAUAGAGAUUUUGUGUUUCCUGUAUAAUUUAUGGAAAUGAAUAAUUGUUAUUGCUUGGUAUGUCAAGUUGUCCUAACCUUUGUUGUUAACACUGGUUGGCUGGGAGGUGGAGCCCAGCUUCUCAACAUGUGAGUACAACUCUUUACUUAAUAUUUUGUUGUUUGGGGGAGUUUGCAUCCUUUGCAGUUGUUAGGAUACUUCCAUUUCUAGAUAUAGGUAAGGAAUGAUGACAGCAAAGCUGUGACUGAGAGAAGAGAAACACUACUACUAUUGGCCAAACAUGUCACUGGUUGAUGUGAAAAGUUUCCUUUUCAUUCUGUGUGUGUAUCAGGAUUCCCCUUUACUGGAUAGGAAUUGCCAAUGAGUUUAUUUUCCGUAAGCUAACUGGUAGAAAAUGAUCUGCAUUUUUGUAUUCCAUGGUUUGGGCUUCCAUGCUCUGUUGAAGUGACAGGCAUUCACACUCCAGAGUAGCAGGGUCACCCACAGUUUUAUUUUUUUUCUUCUUCUUCUUCUUCUUUUCCUUCUAUUUUUAUCAGGAAUUUCUUUUCUGUCUGUUUCCAUUCACCUUUUCUUUUUUACCAUAUUUUGCAUCUUUUGUUACUUUUAAUAGUCUUUUAUGUUACGUUAAUGUAUUAUGAACUUGUACCUUUUUGCCUUCCCAGUUUUUCUUCCUUUCUUCAGAGACCAAAACUUAAUUUCUUUGCCUCCAAGAACCAAAUAUAUUUAUGAACCCGAGUGAUCUGCAAGGAGAAGGCUCAGUGCAUGUCAUGCGCGGCUUUCCACCGCGUUUGUCCACGGAGAAGGGCAGGAGGAGGGACACUUUCAUAUAAUGGUGCUGAUGACAAGGGUGUAUGUGUUGACAUGGUUUUUGUGCAUUUGUUUUUAUUGUUUGAUUUGCAGAUUUUUUUUUCUUUUCUUUUCUUUUUUUUUCUUUUUUUAUUUAGAAGGAAGGAAGGACAUGAUGAUGAUGAGCUUACAAAAAUAAUGCAAAACUGUAAUGGCCUUCCUACAGUUUCAUUAAGUUGUGUUUUGCUGCAACUUCAGGGAGCUUUAGGAGGUUCCAGUGGCAAGAUGUUGAUGUUUGUUUAUGUUACAGUUCAAAGAGAGAAACAAGCUUCAUUCUUCAGUUUUAUUGUUAUGCUUUCAAAUGUUUAUUUACGAUGAUUCAAUGAAUAUUGUAACUGAAGUAUACAGUUGGAGAUGUGUUUUGGUUUUUGAUAUGUAAAUCCUUAAUAAGUGUUAAACAAAUUUGGUUUGCAUAUUUCCUUUGUUUUGAAAAUACGUUUUGUAUCUACACAUAAACAUAAACACGUAUGAAAGGGAAAACAGCCACGAUAAGAAAUGAAAUAAAAUUGUGAGGUUUCAUUGUCAUCGAGUUCCUCUUCAGACGGACAAAUAGUCAAAAGGAUCUCGUUCCAUUUUGGGUAUUUACGGCUGGUGAUGAGCACUCUGACAGGCCCGGAACAUCACGGUUUUGUUUCAUUUCUUACUGUGGUUGCUUUCCUUUUUCAUCUUUGUGCAUACGUUACUGUAUCUUGUGUUCAUAGACACACGCACAUGCACACAUGCGUGCACACACACACACACACACACACACACACACACACACACACACACACACACACACACACACACACACACACACUCACACACACA
This is a messenger RNA of Penaeus indicus, 9674 nucleotides long. RefSeq names its product mediator of RNA polymerase II transcription subunit 12-like. The transcript has 5 exons. The record is from RefSeq and is a predicted model, not a curated record. The coding region runs from base 456 to 6047 and encodes 1863 amino acids. NCBI's taxonomy places the organism in Eukaryota, Metazoa, Arthropoda, Malacostraca, Decapoda, Penaeidae. Gene Ontology annotation, molecular function: DNA-binding transcription factor activity, RNA polymerase II-specific; RNA polymerase II cis-regulatory region sequence-specific DNA binding. Gene Ontology annotation, cellular component: nucleus. Gene Ontology annotation, biological process: regulation of transcription by RNA polymerase II.